CUCGCGUUUCAGACAAAGACGGAAGUUGGAGCCCGGCGACAAUGCGAGACGCUAGGAGAGGGGACCUUGAGGAAAACAAAUGGAAGACGGUCGUCGUUACCCACGUCUGGGGGAGCGGCGAAGCCCAGGGAAACGAAAACAAACCCGGGCCGAGCCUUUUGAUAUGCAGAUGGCGCUGCACCGCCGGCCCCGCGCUGCCUAAUGGGCACAUCAGCGGCAGACCUUGAAGCACUUUGUUUGUGCCAAAUCAUUACCACUUGCCACAUGAGUAUAAAUCAUGACGGAUGCCAAGUACGUCCUCUGCAGAUGGGAAGAGCGAUCAUGGCCUGCAAAGGUUUUGGAUGGACCUAAGACUUCAACAAACGAUAAGGGAGAAAAGGAGACCUUUCUAGAUGUGCAGAUACUCUCGCUAGAUGAAAAAAUUAAGGUGAAAAGCACAGAAGUGGAGACCCUGAAGAAGUCUCAGAUUGAGAAAAUUGCCUCGUGCCUGGCCUCGCAGCAUGAGGUCCCCGCCGCACCCCUGGAGGAGCUGACCUACCGACGCUCGCUGCGGGUGGCCCUGGAUGUCCUGAACGAGGACAGCAGCUGGAGCCGGCAAAGCCCCGCGAGGAGAAGCGGGUCCAACGAAUGUCGCCGGGAGAAGCAGCCCACCGAGGCCGCCUCCUCCCUCCGAAACUCUCCCUCUUUCUUCCGGGAAGAUGCCUCCGCCGGUUCCCGUCCGUCCACUGCGGAAAAAGACCCUGAGUUCAAAGUGGACCCCAAGAAAGGGCUGGGGAAAAGCGAGGCCCCAGGGACCCUGUCCGCGGCUCCAGCUGGAGCCAGCCCUCGGGAUGGCAGCGAGUGGGGCCACCGCACGGGUCACACUCUUGCCAAGAGGAGAGGGAGGAAUUUGGCCCAGAGAUCGGGUCGGUGCCAGGAGGAGGCAUCUGCCCUUUGUGGGCCACCGAGUGAGGAGCCAGGCACAGGCCAGACCUCGCCGCCCCGAGCCCGGGAGGAUGAUCCAUGCGCCCGAGCUGAAGGACACGACCCCGGUUUGCCAUCCGGCAGCCUCACGGUGGUCCCAGCUCCAGAGAGGGCUGCAGAGCCCCCUGCAAAGAGGCCGCGCCUGAGGCCACCUGUCACCCCACUGGAGCGGGAGCUGUCCCUUGGGCUGCGGCCCAGGGCGAACAUGACCCUGCGAAGCACUGCCACUGGCCCUUGUUCCCCAGACACCGCGGUAGAGGACACGCAGCCCCCUUGCCUCCAGGAUGGUGGCAGCAGCGACAGGCUGGAGGAAGACCUUCAAGCUUCCCAGGAGCACCCAGAGUUUAAUUCCAGCAACCCCACCGUGGAGGAAGAGGAGGAGGAGGAGCCUCCGAGAAUCCUCUUGUAUCACGAACCACGUUCAUUUGAAGUAGGAAUGCUGGUGUGGCUUAAAUACCAAAAAUACCCGUUCUGGCCAGCAGUGGUCAAAAGUGUGAAGCGGCGGGAGAAGAAAGCAAGUGUGCUCUUCAUUGAGCGGGAUAUGAACCCCAAAGGACGCGGCAUCACUGUGUCGCUCCGGAGACUGAAGCACUUUGACUGUAAGGAGAAGCAAGCGCUCCUGGACAAAGCCAGAGAGGACUUCGACCAGGCCAUCGGUUGCUGUGUGUCUCUCAUCACCGACUACCGGGUGCGGUUAGGCUGCGGCUCCUUCGCUGGCUCCUUCCUGGAAUACUUCGCUGCCGACAUCAGUUACCCUGUCCGGAAGUCCAUCCAGCAGGACGCCAAGGGUACCAGGUUCCCCCAGCUGAGCAGAGGGGACCCCGAGGAACCGGAGGGCAACAGCCCCCUGGGGUGGCAGCGGCCCUGCAAGAAGGUACUGCCUGACCGCUCGCGGGCUGCCCGGGACCGCGCCAACCAGAAGCUGGUGGAGUACAUCGUGAAGACCCGGGGUGCUGAGAGCCACCUGCACGCCAUCCUGAAGAACGGCAAGCCGUCGAGGUGGCUGAAGAUGUUCCUGAGCUCGGGCCAGUAUGUGACGUGCAUGGAGACCUACCUGGAGGACGAGGAGCAGCUGGAGCGCGUGGUGAAGUACCUGCAGGGCGUCUACCAGGACAUGGAUGGCGACAAGCUGGCCCGCGCCAGGGGCGACCGCAUCCGCUUCAUCCUCGACGUGCUGCUGCCCGAGGCCAUCAUCUGUGCCAUCUCUGCCGUGGACGCUGUGGACUACAAGACAGCCGAGGAGAAGUACAUAAAGGGCCCAUCGCUUGGCUACCGGGAAAAGCAAAUAUUUGAUAACCAGGUCCUGGAGGAAAGAAGCCGGCGUCACCGGUGAUGCCCACCCCACCCCACCGCCACCGCCACCGCCGCUUGCCCUGGGAUGCGGGGACCCCAGCCCGUCACCUUCACAGUCCAAGGAGGCCACAUGGUGGCUGGCAAAGGCUGCCCUGUGCACUCGUGUCCUGCCGGAUGCGUGUUUCCCGCCAGGUGUCUCGAGCUGGACGCUGUGAUUGUACACUGUCCAUCGUGGCUGUAUAGUUUGAUAAAAGUCGCACAUGUGUUUUAUGUCACUUAUCACAUCCAGUAUUAAAUGGGACUUUUUAGAAA
Messenger RNA from Cavia porcellus (domestic guinea pig), 2568 nucleotides. RefSeq names its product PWWP domain containing 3A, DNA repair factor (gene Pwwp3a). Gene Ontology annotation, molecular function: nucleosome binding. Gene Ontology annotation, biological process: DNA repair; chromatin organization. Gene Ontology annotation, cellular component: cytosol; nucleus. Bases 278 to 2296 code for a protein of 672 amino acids. Lineage: Eukaryota; Metazoa; Chordata; Mammalia; Rodentia; Caviidae. The record is from RefSeq and is a predicted model, not a curated record. The transcript has 14 exons.